Molecule: messenger RNA, 3870 nt
Organism: Aureobasidium melanogenum CBS 110374
Lineage: Eukaryota; Fungi; Ascomycota; Dothideomycetes; Dothideales; Saccotheciaceae
Product: WD40 repeat-like protein
Exons: 3
Coding region: 1-3870 (1289 amino acids)
Biological process (GO): COPII-coated vesicle cargo loading; endoplasmic reticulum to Golgi vesicle-mediated transport; endoplasmic reticulum organization
Cellular component (GO): endoplasmic reticulum exit site; COPII vesicle coat
Molecular function (GO): protein binding; structural molecule activity
Source: RefSeq, a predicted model, not a curated record
AUGGUUCGAUUGCGCGAGAUUCCUCGCACUGCGGCCUUCGCAUGGUCGCCCGGCUCAGCUCCGCCAUUGCUCGCUACUGGAACACGCGCCGGCGCUGUUGAUGAUGACUUCUCCAACGACACUAACCUAGAGCUGUGGGAUCUGCAACUAGACCAGCUUGACGCUUCUUCCGACUUGUCUCCUGUUGGCAGCAUCUCUACAGACUCAAGAUUCUACGACAUUGCAUGGAGCCAACCGACUGCCGAUCGCUCUCGUGGUAUCAUUGCCGGUGCCCUUGAGAAUGGCUCGCUCGAUCUAUGGGACGCUGAGAAGCUCCGCUCCAGCCCUUCCGACUCGUUCAUGUCCAGAACAACUAAGCACUCUGGAGCCAUCAAGACUGUUCAAUUCAACCACUCGAAGCACGACCUUCUCGCGACUGCCGGUGCCAAGGGAGAGCUGUUCAUUUACGACCUGAACAACAUCGCCAACCCCUUCAAGUUGGGUGGAGGUGCUGCAAGAGCUGACGAUUAUGAGUGUUUGGACUGGAACAAGGGCGCAAAAGUCCCUCACAUUCUUGCUACUGGUUCAAGUGGAGGCUUUGUCACCAUCUGGGAUGUCAGGCAAAAGAAGGAGAACUUGACUUUGAACAACUAUGCUCGCAAGCCAGUGAGCGCUGUUGCCUGGGAUCCAGAUGUUGCGACCAAGCUCAUGACAGCUGUUCCUAACGACCAAGAGCCUGUGAUUCUCAUGUGGGACUUGCGUAACUCUAGUGCUCCUGAGCGCAUUCUUCGUGGUCACGAGCUCGGCGUUCUUUCCCUGUCGUGGUGUCUGCAGGACUCGAGCUUGUUGCUUUCUGGCGGCAAGGACAACCGUACAAUCGCCUGGAACCCUCACACUGGUGAAUCAUACGGUGAAUUCCCUGUUGUCAAGAACUGGACCUUCCAGACUCGCUGGAAUCCUCAUAACCCUGGUCUUCUCGCUACUGCCUCGUUCGAUGGCAAGAUCUCGGUCCAGACAAUUCAGAACACAAACACAAAGAACGAUGAAAAGACGAAUGCUCAGCAGGCUCUUGAGAGUGACGAUUUCUUCAACCAAGUCCAGACUCAGCCCGAACCAGUCUCCUUCUCUUUGCCCAAGGCUCCCAAGUGGAUGGAACGCCCCGCUGGUGUGUCUUUCGGUUUUGGUGGAAAGCUUGUCAGACUGGCUACCGACUCUGCUUCGAGAAAAUCGACUGUCAGCAUCGAGACCUUUGCUAUUGACUCGGCCGUUACGGAAGCAUCGCAGAAGUUCGAGGAAUCUCUGAAGAGCGGCGACCUGGCCAGCAUUUGCGAAUCAAAGAUUGCUGCUGCAACCAACGAGGAAGAGAAGGCCGACUGGCAAGUCAUUGAGACGUUGAACGCUGGAAAGUCGAGGAAGAAGCUGAGAGAGUACUUGGGCUUUGCUGAGGAGACUGAGGUCGCACAGAAGACUGCUGACUUAAACAUCAACGGUGAUGUUGAAAAGCCCAAGGAAGAGGAUGACAGCAACUUCUUCGGUAACGACAACGCUGACGGAGAAGAUGGCGAUAACUUCCUGGCCGAUCUUGCAGCGACCAAGGGGGCCAAGACCAACCAGCCUUUCCACAUCUUCAGUGGUGAAGAGUCGGACGCAGACAAGAACAUCACACGUGCUCUCAUGCUGGGCAACUUCGAGUCUGCUCUUGACGUUUGCUUGAAGGAUGGCCGCAUGUCAGAUGCCUUCAUGAUUGCUAUUUGCGGUGGACAAAAGUGCAUGGACAAGGUACAGACUGCCUACUUGAAGCAAAAGGCCAAGGGGCCCAAGUACCUGCGUCUUCUUGCCUCGAUCGUUGGCAAGAACCUGUGGGAUGUCGUCCACAACGCCGAUCUGUCAAACUGGAAGGAAGUUAUGGCAACUCUAUGCACCUUUGCCGACGAGACUGAGUUCUCAGACUUGUGCGAGGCUCUGGGUGACCGUCUUGAAGAGUCGCUGUCAACUGCUACCGAUAAGGGCACUUUGAGGAGGGAUGCAUCAUUCUGCUUCCUUGCUGGCUCCAAGCUUGAGAAGGUUGUUACUAUCUGGACACAGGAGCUGCAGGAGAAGGAGAGCGUUGGACUGGAAGCUGCCGAGGGCGAGACCAGCUUCUCUGUCCACGCCAGAUCUUUGCAAGACUUCAUCGAGAAGGUUACUGUCUUCCGCCAGGUUGUUGGCUUCCAAGAUUCCGACCGCCAAGCCAGCGAAAACUGGAAGCUUGCUCCCCUGUAUGCCAAGUACACUGAGUACGCUGAUAUUCUGGCCAGUCAUGGUCAGUUGCAAGUCGCUGAGAAGUACCUGGAUUUGCUGCCUUCAAAGUAUCCUGCAGCAGAGGUUGCUCAGCAAAGAGUCAAGCUCGCCAACAGGACCAAGCCUGCAGUCCCUCAAGUUCAGAGACAGCCCGCCGCCGCCGCUCGUGCUGCUGCACCAAUGGCAGCCUACUCCGCUGCUCCUACACCAGCGCCACUUGCUGCCGCAAACCCAUAUGCACCCAGCGGAGGUAUCAUGUCAACGCCUGCUCCUAGCGUUGCAAACCCUUACGCUCCCCCAGGCGCUGCUCAGCCUGCUGCUGUCUCAAACCCAUACGCACCUCAGGGAUACCAACCUCCACAACCCUCGGGAUAUGGCCAGCCCUAUGGAGCACCCGCCGCUCCUGUUGCUCCUCCUCGUGGUAUGACUCCUAGUGCCGUACCUCCACCACCCAAGAAGGGCGAGACACAACAGUGGAACGACCUUCCAGAAGGCUUCUCCAAGCCGGCCCAGCCUGCAAGAAGAAACACUCCUGGUAUUGCUGCCGUAUCUUCUCCCUUCCCUAAUGCUCCUGUCAUGUCGCCACCUCCCGCUCCUGGUAGCGCUUAUGGCCAGCAACCCUCUGCUGCUUUGCCUCCACCACCAAAGGCAGGACAGAUGCCACCUCGCGUUAUGUCUCCACUGUCAGGUCCUCCGCAGAUUCAGCGUCCCAUCUCAGCUGCAUCCAAUGCCUACACCCCAGCUUCGGUACAGCAGCCUGCCGCUUCAACGCUGCCUCCUCCACCCCAGGCCCCUCCUCUUGGCCGUGGCCCCUCACCAUACAACCCUCCUCCUGCCGCAACAGCAACUGGUCCACCUAGCAACCGUUACGCACCAGCUCCCGGCUCACAACCCACCCCUGUAGCCGGCGGUCUGCCACCACCACGUAACGUUGCUCCCAACCCCUACGGCUCUGCAGCACCCUCGCCAUACGCGCCUGCGGGAGCUUCGGCAUAUGCACCAAGGGCACCAGCAACGCCUUACGGUCAACCACCCGCACAGUCGCAGCCUCCGGCUGCUCAAGCAAUUCCACCUCCACCACAAGGACCGCCUCGUGGUCCUCCUCAAGGUCCUCCCAGAGCCGCCGCACCUCCUCAAGCCGCCCCUCCACAAGCCACUCCUCCUCAGGCUACCCCUCCCCCAUCAGCCGCCCCUCAGCAACCGCCUUCUCGACCCACCACUGCACAAUCUCAGCGAUCUGCACCUGCAGCCGCCAAAUAUCCUCCUGGAGACCGCUCUCACAUUCCUAGCAAUGCAAUGCCAGUCUUCGAAAUCAUGUCCGCAGACAUGGCACGUGUGAAGUCACGCGCACCAGCUUCAUUCGCUGCGCAAGUCAACGACGUCGAGAAGCGUCUCAAUAUCCUCUUCGAUCACCUCAACAACGAGACUCUCGUUAAGCCAGACACUGUUGCCAUGUUGGCGGAGAUUGCACAAGCACUGCAAUCUAGAGACUUUGAUCGCGCUGGAUCUAUCUUGACUGAUAUGAUGAAGGCCAAGUUGGAGUCUGAGGGUGCACACUGGAUGGUUGGAGUCAAGAGAUUGCUCGCCAUGAGUAAGGCUACUCCUGUAUAA